AUGUCGAGGCACUCAGGCGCCUUCUUCGGCGACGACGUCAGCUCUCUCCCUCUGCACAACGACCCACACGUCGGCAUCAACAUGGCUGGCCUCGACACUCUAGGCGGACAACAUCCAGGCAUGGCCCAAGGCAAUCCAUAUCCGCCCAGUCCAUCCUCCAUGCGCUCACCUCAUUCGUCGCAUGGUCACGCUACAGGCUCCAACAAAUACAUCCAGAGCCCCAACUCGGCUGGCAACUCGAAUACAGCCGCCUACACCUCACCACGUCUGCAUAACUCUCAGCUGACUGCCCAUCGUCUUGGCGAUUCCUCAGGCGCAUCCGAGCGCUAUUCCUUCGACAAUCAGCAGCAGCACCAUCAGUCGCACUCUUCCGCCUAUCGUAACGAAGGCUUGGGACGCUCCCACUCCAUCGGUCACGGCUCGCACCCAAGUCAGUCCAGAUCCGCUUCCAACACAGCCAUAGGCACUUCUGCCAUGUAUCUCUCUCCACAGACGGGAGCCGGUCAGGGAUUAGCAUCGCACUCCUCCUCCGCUCACGGCAGCAACGGAACAGCCACACACUCGGGCUCCUAUCUCUCCUCGUUAUCGCCUUCCGGCAUGCGACAUAGCAGCUUCAUCAGUGGUGGCGGUGGAGGUACUAGUGGAUCAUCGGCUACCUCGUCUCAGGGCUCCUACAGCGGACUUCCCAAUCUCUCGUCCGGCUCAUCUCAUCCAGCCAGCCUGCUUCCAGCUCCGCAAAUGCUUUCGAGCCCGUACAGCAACUCCAGCAGCCACCGUUCUUCCAACGCCAUGGACACUUCGGGCUCCUCGAUACGCGACCAAGCAGCCAGUAAUCCAUACAGCCCCAACAACUCUCACUCUAGUCGUUUUGUUAGCAGCAAUACAGCAGCUGGAAGCGCGAGGUCCGGCAGCCACGACCCAUCCAACCUCAUGGACAUCAGCUCUCCUCGCGAAACGCCCAGAUCACCGCAUCAGUUGUCUCAGCAGUACAACACCUCCGCCGCCCGUCUCGGCGAUCUCUCUGAUGGCUUGCCGUAUGCAUAUCAAUCCAGUCAUGGCCUGCAACAAGCAGCUGCGUCUUCGAGUCAAUAUCUCUCUUCCAGCAGUCGGCAUUUGCAGCAGGGUGCUGGUGGUCUUUGGCCUUCUACUUCCGGAGGGUCAGGGCGAAGCAGCAUGAUUCUCGAUCCGUCCUCAAGAGACAGGUCAGGUGACAGCACUGCUCGCAACGCGACCGUCUACAGCGAUGGUGGAUCAUAUGCACAGCACGGCCUUGGCAUCAGCUCGUCCGGUUCAAUGACCACUGCUUCCGACAACUCCAGGACUAGCUCCGGUAGACGCGAUCAGGCUUCGUCGGGAAGAUCGUCUCGCCGCAACGAGGGCUUCCGUCGAGUACGUGACUGGGACGACCUUCGACCUGUCAUCGACAAGACCACCGCUGCAGCAUCGGGAGCAGCAGCCGCUUCGGAUGGCAAGGCAGCCACUGCCGCAGCCCUCACUACGAUACGACGAGCCGAUCCAGCAGGUGGAUUCGUCAGUCCACUCAAAGCUUUGACCGCCUAUCUGCAUCACACCUAUCACUUGGUCAAUCCGGCUUUCUUCUACGAGCUCAGCUUCAAUCCACGACGUGUGCUCACCAAGCCCAGCAAACCUGUUCAAAACGAUGGCAGGGACAACGAAGAGAGUGACUACAUUCUCUACGUCAACGAUUGGCUCGGCACGGAGGAGGGUCACAAGUAUCUCAUUCUCGAUAUCCUUGGUCAGGGCACAUUCGGACAAGUCGUCAAGUGUCAAGAUAUGACAACGCACGAGAUUGUGGCGGUGAAAGUGAUCAAGAACAAACCUGCCUACUUCAACCAGAGUAUGAUGGAGGUCACCGUGCUCGAGAUGCUCAACGGCAACUGGGAUCCGAAUGACGAACAUCAUAUCUUACGACUCAAAGACACUUUUAUUCAUGCAAAGCAUCUUUGCUUGGUGUUGGAGCUGCUUUCGUCGAAUCUGUACGAGCUGAUCAAGCAGAACUCGUUCCAAGGUUUGAGUACAAGCUUGGUCAGGGUUUUCACGGCGCAACUGUUGGAUUCCUUGACGGUGCUCAAUGAAGCGCGCUUGAUACAUUGCGAUCUGAAACCGGAAAACAUUUUGUUGAAGACGUUGCAGACGCCUUCGAUCAAGUUGGUCGACUUUGGAUCCGCUUGUCACGAGAAGCAGACCGUCUAUACUUAUAUUCAAUCUCGAUUCUAUAGGUCGCCCGAGGUGUUGUUGGGUCUACCGUACAAUUCGGCGAUUGAUAUGUGGUCGUUAGGGUGUAUCGCUGUGGAGCUGUUUUUGGGUUUGCCGCUGUUUCCGGGUACGAGCGAGUACAAUCAGAUUUGUCGGAUUGUUGAGAUGCUAGGUUUGCCACCACAGUGGAUGUUGGAUAACGGCAAGCAGACGCAAGAGUUCUUCAUCCUCUAUACGGACGAAUUCGGACGAAAGAGUUACCGGCUCAAAUCGAUCGAACAGUACUCCAAGGAGCAUAACAUACAAGAGCAACCAUCGAAAAAGUACUUCAAGGCUUCAACCCUACCUGACAUCGUCAAGACCUAUCCUAUGUCUCGGAAGAGUGGCAAGUCGGCAGACGUGCAAAAGGAGAUGGCGAAUCGGAGCAGUUUUAUCGACUUUGUUACCGGGUUGUUGAAUAUGAAUCCUCAUGAAAGGUGGACUCCGCAACAGGCGAAAUUGCAUCCGUUUAUUACGGGCGAGAAGUUUACCAAGCCGUUUAGACCGCCUUUGAUUCCUACUGCUGCCUCGACUUCCGGGUCGGGGGCGAGGAAGGAGGUGAAGGGUAGUGAUGCGAGUAAGCAUCCGUAUGGGGGAUUGGUGCAGCAGAGUUCUUCGAAAUCGUCAGGGAAGAGUUUCCAGGAUGCAGCGGCGUACAAUCAGCAUUUGGCUCAACAACAGGCGUAUCAUUCCGCUGCGGCUAGGCAACAGGCUCAGCCGGUGUUGAAUAAUCCCUAUGCGAGGGAGGAGGCGGUGCAGGCCGAGGCGAAGGCGAAGGCUAAGGCGCAAGCGCAACUGCAGCAGAAGCAACAACAGCAACAGCAACAGCAACAGCAACAGUAUAAUGUUAGACACUCGAUGGCAGUUCCCCCCUCUGCGUACUAUGGUGCUGGUGCUGGUGGGGGGAGUGGGAGUGGGAGUAGGGAUGUAAUGCAGGGGGAUGGUGGUGGGGGUAGGGGAAGAUCGGAUCAGAGGCAUAGUAUGAUUCCGCAACAAUUGGCUGAUUUGGUGAUGGAUCAGCGGUUGGGGGGCGGGAUGGUGAAUAGGGACGAUCCGUUGAGAGAAUGGGAGAGACGGCAGAAUGGGUUAGCUCCGUCUUCUGCAACGACGAGUGGGAAGAGGAGACAGAGUAAUAACAACUACGGGCAAUUGGAUCUGUUGCAACAGCAAGCAGAAGGUGCCGCUUGGGGUGGUGGUGGUGGUAGUGCGGGUUGGGAUCAGAUGAAACCCAGCGGCGCCGGCGGCGCCGGCGGUGGUGGUGUCGGUGGAGGAUCGUUCUCGGUGGUUGUUGAUGGAAGUCAGGAUCAAAAGGGAGGAAUUGCUGCUCCUCCUGCUGCUUACUCCAGUAGCAGCGGCGGUGUAGGUGGUGGGGUAGGGAGGUAUCAAACUUCGCCCGGGCUCAACAUUGGUGCAGGAGGUUAUGGAGGUAUGAAUGGCGGAGUGUCAAUGAGCAAUUCUCAUAGUUCUGGUGGUGGUCCAACCAGUGGUGGAGGAAACGCAUCUACACUGCCAUUCGACAUUUACGAUGCAGGAAUGGCCAACCUCCUGCCUCCCUCCCUAACCCCCGUACGAAUUCAAGAUAGAGAUCAACAGUAUCAACAGCAACAACAACAGGCGUUUUUGCAACAACAGUACGCAGCUCAAAUGCAACAACGAAGCCAUAAAGAUCGACGAGAUCCCUCCUCGGGUGCUGGUGGGGGUUUUGGCGGCCUCUGA
This is a messenger RNA of Ustilago hordei, 3972 nucleotides long. RefSeq lists its product as uncharacterized. The transcript has a single exon. The record is from RefSeq and is a predicted model, not a curated record. The coding region runs from base 1 to 3972 and encodes 1323 amino acids. Gene Ontology annotation, molecular function: ATP binding; protein tyrosine kinase activity; protein serine/threonine kinase activity. Gene Ontology annotation, cellular component: cytoplasm; nucleus. Gene Ontology annotation, biological process: peptidyl-threonine phosphorylation; peptidyl-serine phosphorylation. NCBI's taxonomy places the organism in Eukaryota, Fungi, Basidiomycota, Ustilaginomycetes, Ustilaginales, Ustilaginaceae.